AAAAAAACUCAAAUUACCCACGAUUUUGGACUCAUCCAUGAUACUUUGGUUUCUAUAUUCUGAAAUCAAGAUUUUUUCUUUUCGUAGGAUAGGAAAUGGUGUUUUAUGGCUAUAAACGUAGGGGAAGGUUAGUUUAGCAAAUUGUUUACCCAGAAAAACCGUAGUUUCGGAACAUAGUUGACGAACGCGCUUAGUUUCAUUUCAUAGAUUCCGAAAUCGCUUAGUUUCGUUUCGUAGAAUCCAAAAUUUCUCUUUAUGGCUACAAGCUCAUAAAACUUCAAAAUUAGAGAAAAGGGGCGAUUUUUAGGGUUCGAAAACGGACGAUUUUGAAGCAACCGUUCUGAUUAUUUGUCAAUCAACUAGUUUCAUUCAAAGAUUUUGUCUUCUCCAUUCUCAUUCACGUAAAGUGAUAUUUGGACCGAAUGACAGACGAAGUUGGGAGACAAAGAGGUGGAUGGAAAAGCAGAGCACGUAGCUCUACACGUAGAGAGCGUGUGACAGAAGUUGCUAUCCCUAGAGGUGGUAAGGGGAAAGAAGUAGCUGGAUCAACCUCAGAGGCUCAAGAUGAGCCUGAAUCUCAACAUGAGGUUGUAGCCGAAGCUCAGGACGUGGAUGAAGUGAAUGCUGAAAUUGAGGCUGAAGAGAAAGAUGAACAACCACCACCAUCACCACAAAAAAAGAAUCCGAGAACAACAAGGAGAAGAAACCCACCACAAGUAGCACCACCACCAGUUACGGGAUAUGGUGGUGGUCCAAGUGACUUGUCGUUGUUGCCGUCGUUUGGAAAGCAUGUUGCUGCCUCGUUAUGGAGAGGAGAAUGCGUCGGACGGUAUCUCAAGUGCAUGAACAAUGGGAAAAAAGUCAACGACUUUGACAAACCUGACUCUAAUCUUCGGUGGUUUUGGAAUGUUGUUGAUGCUAGUGGACUUCGACCCCUUUUGAAGACAAAUUACAAUCAUGUUGACUGGGGACUGUUGACAGCAUUUACGAAGCGAUGGCAUCCUGAGACUGGUACCUUCUAUCUUCCUAUUAGUGAGAUGACCAUCACCCUGGAUGACGUGUCUUGCUUGCUUCAUAUUCCGAUUAAUGGUAAAAUGCUCAACCAUGUUGGAACGGCAUGUAGUAUGGCUGAAGGCAAAGAUAUGUGUGAAAAGUACCUCAACUUCAAUAGAGAUGACUGUAAGCAAGAGUUUAGCAAAAUGAAAGGAGCUCAUAUCGGGUUUCCCAAGCUGGAGAAGAUAUACCAUGCGAAUUUGAGUCAAGCAUUGGAAGCUGAAAACAAUCAGGAGUCGGAUGAUGAGACCUCAGUGAAGUUAACACGUGGAAUUGGGGUGCUUCUAGACUCGCAUAUUUGUUUAACUACUUGGAUGCUGCAAGUCGCCCGAAAUGUGGAAAUCACGGUGGCAUGUAUUAUGGUGCAUUUCAAAAGGUUCGGAAUGCGCUUUCUUGUUGAUGACUACACCCAUCAAGAACCAGUUGCGGCCAAAUUUGUUCCGUUGAAAGGCGCUAAAUUUCCGGAUGAGCAUAGGACCGUAUUGGAUCGGAUGGAGGUGGAUGAAGUCACAUUUUGUCCCUACGAGAAUCAUCGCCAUACACGCCCCUUUGUAGAUAUUAGUUGGUACUCCGGAUGGAUUAUGUGUGGAAAUGCUAUGAUAUGUCCACAUUUUCCUGAGCGUAUCCUCAGGCAAUAUGGACACGUGCAGUCUAUUCCCAGAGCCCCUGAUGUAUCUGCAAAGGCUGGUAUGAAUCGGUUUAGCAUUGAUCAAGGAUUUCGUGAGUACUUGACUCAUAAUUAUGUGACUGAGGAAAUGCACGGUCCAAGAGCACAAAAUGGAUUUGACACCGAUCCGGAAUACAUUGCAUGGUUUUAUCAAGUAUCGCAUCCUAAGCUUUGGCCACCAAUUCAAGGGAAUCCGCCAAGACCAUCAAAUGUGUUGAUUGUGGAGGACAAUGCGAAUGAAAAAUGUGACGUCUUUGAAAUUUGUAGUGCAAUCCGAACGGAGGUGAGGGAAAAGCUUGAUAGUGACCUAACUUUGGAAGAGGCAAGAAAGCUACUUGAAAAGGUUUACGGUGAUUUGGAACCUGUCACGACAUAUUCCGUGCGACGAAAGAGGAAGAGACAUUCGGGUGAAGGAAAAAAGAAGAGGAAGAAGAAACGCUCCGGAGAGGCCGGUCUAAGUCAUUAGUAGUUUUAGUUUGUUUUGGAUUUGUAUGGAUUUGGUAUAGACUGUAUUUUGGACAAUGGAAUUGUAUGGUUAUGAUUUUGGUUAUCAUUAGGAUUCAAAUAUUUUGGACAAUGGAAUUGAUGUAUCAUUAUGAUUUUGUAUGGUUAUGAUUUUUGGUUGUGUAUUUUACCUACAAUGGACAAAGGAUUUCAUGUAUCAUUAAGACAAUUAAAUUGAUGUAUGAUUAUGAUUAA
Trifolium pratense (red clover) is the source of this 2419-nucleotide messenger RNA. Its product is annotated as protein MAIN-LIKE 1-like. The transcript is spliced from 5 exons. Bases 423 to 2186 code for a protein of 587 amino acids. The record is from RefSeq and is a predicted model, not a curated record. NCBI's taxonomy places the organism in Eukaryota, Viridiplantae, Streptophyta, Magnoliopsida, Fabales, Fabaceae.